AUGGAGGCCAUCAAGCAAACAUUUCAGCGCUGCAAGGCGCAGAAACGAGCCUCAAGAUACCCCAGAGAUCCUUCUUUCCAUGCAAAAUGGCGGCUGCGGCAUGUCGCUGGUCUCAAUGGUAGUUCCGGCAAGCUGGCUAACUGCUCUUCAGACGUCAUCGAGGUCGGAUCCCCCUUUACCGAUCCCAUUGCUGACGGUCCCACGAUUCAAAAAGCCAAUGCCAUUGCGCUGAAUAACGAUGUUACGAUCUCAUCGACCCUCCAGAUUGUUCGCGAUGCCCGCAGCAAAGGCUUAACUGUUCCAGUUAUUAUCAUGGGCUAUUACAACCCUCUUCUCAACUACGGAGAGGAGCGGCUUCUGGCUGACUGUAAGUCGGCUGGCGUAAAUGGCUUCAUUGUCGUCGACCUACCCCCCGAGGAGGCCAUCUCCUUCCGCAAACUCUGUACUAAGGGUGGUCUCUCCUACGUUCCCCUUAUUGCUCCCGCGACUUCGGACGCCCGCAUGAAGAUUCUCUGCCAGCUUGCCGAUUCGUUCAUUUACGUCGUCUCGAGACAGGGCGUCACCGGAGCCACUGGCACCCUGAGCGCCAACAUACCUAAACUUCUCAGCCGCGUCAAGAAUUACAGCGGCAACAAGCCCGCAGCAGUCGGCUUCGGUGUAAGCACUCACGAGCACUUUCAAAGUCUCGCCUCUGUUGCCGAUGGCGUCGUCGUCGGCAGUCAAAUCAUCACUACAAUUGGCAACGCGCCCUCGGGCCAGAUCUGCGACAGUGUGCAAAAGUUCUGCUCAGAUCUCUGUGGUCGCUCGGUUGAGCAGAUUGCUGCCGAUGCCAGCAAUGUCGCUGCCCAGGAUAUUCAGAACAGUGAGGCCACCCUGGCAGAUGCUACAAUCACCCCCGAAAAGGACAAGGAGCUGGUCGCUCAGCUCGCUGCUAUGCACGCCAGAAUUCCCGACCGCUUCGGCGAGUUCGGUGGUCAGUUCGUUCCUGAGAGCUUGAUGGACUGCCUAUCCCAGCUCGAGGACGGGUUCAACAAGAUUAAGAAUGAUUCCGCUUUCUGGGACGAGAUUCGCUCCUAUUACGACUACAUGGGCCGUCAGUCCAAGUUGUACCUGGCUAGUCGCCUGACCGAGCAUGCCGGUGGUGCCAAUAUUUGGCUGAAGCGUGAAGACUUGAAUCACACUGGCAGCCACAAGAUCAACAAUGCCAUUGGCCAGCUUCUCCUCGCCAAGCGCCUGGGCAAGACCAAGAUCAUCGCCGAGACUGGUGCUGGUCAGCACGGGGUUGCCACUGCUACAAUCUGUGCCAAGUUCGGCAUGGAGUGCACAGUGUAUAUGGGUGCUGAGGACGUCCGCCGUCAGGCCCUCAACGUAUUUCGUAUGAGACUGCUCGGAGCCAAGGUUGUCCCUGUCACUGCUGGUAGUCAGACUCUUCGUGAUGCCGUCAACGAGGCCCUUCGUGCCUGGGUAGUCGAUCUCGAUACCACCCACUACAUUAUUGGCUCUGCCAUCGGUCCUCACCCCUUUCCUACCAUUGUUCGCACGCUGCAGUCUGUGAUUGGUGAAGAGACAAAACAGCAGAUGAUGGAAAAGCGCGGCAAGCUGCCCGAUGCUGUCGUCGCCUGUGUCGGCGGUGGUUCCAACGCCGCCGGCAUGUUCUACCCGUUUUCCAACGACUUGAGUGUCAAGAUUCUUGGUGUCGAAGCCGGUGGUGAAGGGAUCGGUACGGGCAGGCACGGUGCUCCUCUCAGCGCCGGUACCAAGGGUGUUCUGCACGGUGUGCGCACCUAUGUCGUGCAAGACGAACACGGCCAGAUCUCCGAGACCCACUCCAUUUCUGCCGGUCUCGAUUAUCCGGGUGUUGGUCCCGAGCUGAGCUCUUGGAAGGACAGCGGGCGCGCCGAUUUCGUCGCUGCUGAUGACGCCCAGGCCUUGAUUGGCUUCCGCUUGUGCAGUCAGCUGGAGGGUAUCAUUCCGGCUCUCGAGUCUGCGCACGGCAUUUACGGUGGUAUCGAGCUAGCCAAGACCAUGAAGAAAGGUGAGGACAUUGUCAUCUGCCUGAGUGGCCGUGGUGACAAGGAUGUCCAGAGUGUCGCCGAGGAGCUACCAAAGCUUGGCCCCAAGAUUGGCUGGGACCUUCGUUUCGAGUAG
This is a messenger RNA of Beauveria bassiana ARSEF 2860, 2148 nucleotides long. RefSeq names its product tryptophan synthase. NCBI's taxonomy places the organism in Eukaryota, Fungi, Ascomycota, Sordariomycetes, Hypocreales, Cordycipitaceae. Gene Ontology annotation, biological process: L-tryptophan biosynthetic process. Gene Ontology annotation, molecular function: tryptophan synthase activity. The record is from RefSeq and is a predicted model, not a curated record. Gene Ontology annotation, cellular component: cytoplasm. The transcript is spliced from 4 exons. The coding region runs from base 1 to 2148 and encodes 715 amino acids.